UCCAAGCCAGACCGUAGUCCCUGGUUACUAUUUGUGUUCAAGCUGGGCUACACAGAUUGAGAGGAGCGGGUCGAAGGAACAAUGGAACGCGAAGGGACGAUGAUUCUGCAGCUAAGGCAAGUUCUCUUUCUCCUUGUUCUGCUGGGUGUGUCUGGGGCGACCUCAGAGCUGAAGCAGUUUUCGGUAGUGGAGGAGGUGGAGAGAGCCUCCUUUGUGGGCAAUGUGGCCAAGGCCCUGGACCUAGAGGUGGGGGAGCUGUCAAAUCGUGGGGCCAGAGUUGUUUUCAAAGGGAACAAAGAGUAUUUACAGCUGCACCCUAAGACCGGGGAUCUGCUCCUGAGAGAAAAACUGGAUCGGGAGGAGCUGUGCGGCCCCGCUGAGCCCUGUGUGCUAUCUUUUAAGAUUUUACUGGAAAACCCCUUUCAGAUUGUUCGGGCUGAGCUGAUGGUGGAAGAUAUUAAUGACCAUUCACCAGUGUUCCUAGAUACUGAAAUGGUACUGAAAAUCCCCGAAAACACCGUCCCCGGAACUAUAUUUGUUCUAGAAAAUGCACAGGAUUUAGACGUAGGUAGCAACGGUCUCCAGAACUACGUGAUCAGUACUAACUCUUAUCUCCACAGUCAAAUUCGGAAUAAUAGCAAGGGUAAGAGAUACCCAGAGCUUGUAUUGGAUAAAGCCCUGGAUCGGGAGGAGCAGUCUGAAAUCACCUUAACUCUCACUGCAGUUGAUGGGGGAGCCCCACCAAGGUCUGGAACUGUCCGAGUCCGAGUCCUUGUAGUCGAUAUCAAUGACAAUGCCCCCACGUUUACUCAGUCCCGUUAUGAGGCUCAGAUCCUGGAGAACAGUCCUAUUGGAUCCCAAGUCAUCACAGUUUCAGCGGCAGAUUUAGAUGCAGGAAAUAAUGCAGAUAUAUCCUAUACAUUUUUGCAUGCCUCUGAAAACAUUCGUAAAACGUUUCAACUAACAGAAAAGUCUGGGGAAAUUUAUUUAAAGCAAAAACUAGAUUUUGAGUUAACUCAGUCUUACAUCAUCGACAUUCAGGCCACAGAUGGUGGAGACCUUUCGGGAGAAUGUACUGUUAUCAUUCAAGUGAUAGAUCUGAACGACAAUCCUCCAGAGCUGAUCAUGACUUCGCUUACCAGCCCCAUCCCAGAGAAUUCUCCUGAGACUGUGGUUGCUGUUUUCAGUGUUUCAGAUCUCGACUCCGGGGAAAAUGGAAGGAUGGUUUGCUCCAUCCAAGAUGAUCUUCCUUUUACCCUGAAACCUUCCAUUGAGAACUUCUACACACUGGUAACAGAAGGAGCCCUGGACAGAGAGAGCAGGGCCCAGUAUAACAUCAGCAUUACUGUCACAGAUUUGGGAUCCCCGAGGCUCAAAUCUGAGCACAAUAUCACAGUGGUCAUCUCUGAUGUCAAUGAUAACCCUCCUGUGUUUUCUCAGAGAGCCUACAAACUGUACCUCCAGGAGAACAACAGUCCUGCCCUCCACAUUGGCAGUGUCAGUGCCAGUGACAGGGACUCAGGAGUCAAUGCCAAAGUUACCUACUCUCUGCUGCCUCCAGAGACUGGAGACCUGCCUCUCUUCUCCUACAUCUCCAUCAACUCAGACAAUGGACAUCUCUAUGCUCUCAGAUCCUUGGAUUAUGAAGCCAUUCAAGGUUUCCAUUUCACUGUGAGAGCAGCUGAUGGUGGUUCCCCAUCACUGAGCAGCCAGGUUCUGGUUCAGGUUUUGGUAGAAGAUGAGAAUGACAACUCUCCCUUUGUGCUGUACCCCCUGCAGAAUGGGACAGCUCCCUGCAAUGACCUGGUGCCCAGAGCUGCAGAGCCAGGUUACCUGGUGACCAAGGUGGUGGCUGUGGAUAGGGACUGGGGACAGAAUUCCUGGCUUUCCUACCAACUUCUCAAGGCCACAGACCCAGGACUCUUCACUUUGUUGGCCCACAGUGGAGAAAUCCACACAGCAAGACCCAUCAAUGACAGAGACACCAUCAAGCAGAAACUUCUGGUGUUGGUGAAGGACAAUGGGCAACCAGCUCUCUCCACGAUGGCCACACUGAAUGUGCUCCUGGUGGAUGGCUUCUCUGAGCCCUAUAUGCAGUUCCCAGAUGCACCUAAGGAUCAGGUGUGGACUGAUUCCCUCACCACCUACCUAGUUAUUUCCCUGGUUUCUGUCUCCUUUCUCUUCCUGGUCUCUGUUAUUAUGUUCAUCGCCAUUCGCCUGUGGAAGAAGAAGAGAGAUGCUACUGAUGGUGGUCAUUUUAAUCCAAAUGGCCCCUUCCCAGGUCACUUGGUGGAUAUCAGUGGAACAGGGACUUUGUCUCAGAGUUACCAGUAUGAGGUUUGCCUGCCCAGUGGCUCAGCCACCAGUGAAUUUAAAUUCUUGAAGCCUGUUAUUCCUGCUCUUCCACCUACCGAGGGAAAUGAGAAGGAUUCUAUUGAAAACCCACACUUGAGAAAUAACUUUUUCUUCACUUAAUAUUUUGACUUCUCUUUCAAUGGAUCAUUCUACCACCACUACCCACAAUUAUUUUUCUUUCUUUGUAUAACA
Trichosurus vulpecula (common brushtail) is the source of this 2547-nucleotide messenger RNA. RefSeq names its product protocadherin beta-2-like. The transcript has a single exon. Gene Ontology annotation, cellular component: plasma membrane. Gene Ontology annotation, biological process: homophilic cell-cell adhesion. Gene Ontology annotation, molecular function: calcium ion binding. NCBI's taxonomy places the organism in Eukaryota, Metazoa, Chordata, Mammalia, Diprotodontia, Phalangeridae. The coding region runs from base 82 to 2475 and encodes 797 amino acids. The record is from RefSeq and is a predicted model, not a curated record.